AAACCACUUGAGUAUGAUUCAUAUGAAAACAAUCACAAUAUGUAGCUUUUCAUCUCUUUCAAAAUUAGAGUUGUCUGAAUAUUUCAUUACUCGUUAUACAUUUUUUUUCGCGGGAAUUAAUUCAUAUCUAGCUAAAUUAAUAAAACGUUGAAUAAAUACACUUGUGCUACGUAAGUUUUAAUUAGUUUAUUGAACAAAAUGGAGCCUGGAUUUGCUCUAGCUGUUUAUAUAUUGGUGUCUUCAUUGACCAACUUCAAUACCAAUACCACAAGUGGAAGGAACCACGAUAGAAGUGCUAUACAGGGAGGUAAUUCUAUUCUAGACACCAAGAGAGACCAGGAUCCAAAAUGGCAGCUAGUUCUUCUGGUUGCGGGUGUUGUCUCGCUAGCGUUGAUACUCACGUUCUGCAACAUCAGUUUCGUGUGUCUUUCAAUGAGAAAUAAACUCCCUGCUGUUUUCAAUCGGCAUGACGUCAGAAGUUAUGUCGUAGCCGCCGUGUACUCUAACCUACGACCCAGUGACUAUACCAACCUCUACAACUACCAACGUCCGGGGAGUGACGUCGUACGGGGAAACAGCUACGUAGAAUUGACUGAUUACGUCACCAGCACCACAGGGUUAUAUGCCUCGCCAAUUAAACAUGGAAAGAAAGAAACACCUUCGUACUUGGAGAUUAUCUAAAAGAGGCUGAGAAAUCGGUGCUUCAAGCUUCUUAUGUUUUUAAACAGAUUAUCUCCCUUGCUAACAGAUGUUGAAUAAAUGUGUUGUUUUUAUGGUUUUGGGUUGUUUAGAUUCAUCAUUACAAUAUUGAAUAUCAUGUGACUUUCCUUUAGUUAAACUUUAAACGACCACACUAUUUAUUUUUCUUUUUGUUGCUGCUACAGUUUCUUUGAUCUAUUGUGCUGCUAUUAGCGUGUUUUUUUUUUUCAAAUAUUUUUUUGUCAAU
Physella acuta is the source of this 946-nucleotide messenger RNA. RefSeq lists its product as uncharacterized. Lineage: Eukaryota; Metazoa; Mollusca; Gastropoda; Physidae. The record is from RefSeq and is a predicted model, not a curated record.